AUGCCAGCGGAUCCCAAGCGCGAGAGGCUGCGUACCCGACACGCCUGCCUCAAUUGUCGGUCAGUCUUGCCCUCCCACUUACAACAGACCCGGUGUCCGGGUGAGAAGCCGGCCUGCUCAACCUGUGUCCGGCUGAAACAGUCAUGUACCUACAUGACACCGGCUACGCACCAAGCGGAUCGACUAGCACACCUGGAAAAAAAGAUCGAUCUUAUUUUAAACGGCAGCGAGCGGCGAGUUUCUUCUGAGCAGCCCGAUCAAGAGGUCUUCAUCGUGCCGCCGGAGGCCCCUUCUAAGGCGCCGCAAAACGACAAGCCCAAUGAAACUACGCCUCGCUACAAUCAAACACAUAGUUACCAAUCACAGCCUGGUCCAAGCUAUGCCAUGAAAGAAGUGCCCUCAGUCGAACUGCAACAAGCAAAGCUGGAGAUUUCUCAAUCCACCAUCGUCAAGGCGUUCGACCUUUACUUUGAACUCUUCCAUAGACAGCCUAUAUGGUGUUUCGAUCACCAAGACCUGGACAACUACUCGGAGAUUCCUUCGGAGGUUACCUGUAGCGUCUUGGAACUGACAUCACGAUUUUCGCGACAGCAUGACCAGCCAGCCUAUGGCGAUAGUGCUAGACGCUCUAUUAUGCAUCGAAUUACAAAUGGCACGGUAGAGCUCGAAACUAUUGAAAGUCUUUGUUUACUUUCAUACGCAGCCUUUAUAGAUGGCGAUUGGGGUCAGGGCCAAUUUUACCUUGGCCUUGGCUUUCAGCUUUGUCGGUCUGCCAGGAUCGACCGCGAGCUGACAUCCCCGGCCGAAAAUCCUCCCGCCGCCGAGCGCAAGAAGAAACUUCUCUGGAGCCUUCAAUCGCUGGAGCAAUUUUUCUCGGAAUCGGAAGGUAUUCUGGGAACCGCGCCCGAGGGUUGGCGCCGAUUCUAUAUUUCGACCAGUGCGGACUCAGCAUUUCCCCGCGAUCCUGGGUCAUCCACCUCAUCUGACAUCGGCAUCUGGACCUAUUCAGCAUAUUUCGGAUGGGUGUGGAGUAGGGUCAGAGAAUAUGUCUCUGAGUGUUUCCAUAAUCAGAUGACCGAGCCCUGGCGACUCGAUUCAAUGUAUGCCAAAGUACUGGCCGAUAUGACCGAAAUCGAGAACCAGGUUCCCUGGUGUCAUCGAUACGAUUCAGCAAAGUUUUACGAGCGUCGAGCAGAUGAGAUCAGUCUCCACAGAGAUUACUGGAUACCGUGGAUAAAAUUACAGUUCACAUGGCAUACGAGCUUGAUUGUGUUAAAUCACCCAUUUCUCUACAUUAUGGCAUCCCAGCAUCAGCCUAACCUGGCGAUCCCAAACACCUUCUGGAGGAAGUCCUCCGAGCUGGUCCUACUACAUGCCACAUGGAUUGUCCGUAUGAUUGACAUGUCUCUAGAAAAACAGAUCAAGCUUAUUGAUCCCUUCUAUGCGCAUGCGGCCGCAAUCGCAGCUACAGUACAUCUCUACUUUUGCUGCGCGGCCGAUCCUCGACUGAAACAAAAGUCCAAAACAGACUUUGUGAAGUGCAAAACAUUCUUGAAGAGAUUUGCAUGGUUUUCCCCUGCCUGUGAAGCCCUGCUCCAAUCGUUGGACAAAAUAACAGAAAUAGCAUCUGGCUCAGAUCGCAUGGAUGAUGACUGGACACCAACCAGAAUCUAUCUCAGCAUCCCUUUGAUGUGGGGCAUUUUGCAGUUCAAUGUCUCACCUGCCCAAGGCGUAUCCUCCAAAUCAGCCACCUUACUACACUCCUCUCUUACUUCCACCCCCUCUAGCAAGGAAGCAGAGCAUAGCCAGACCCUUGAGAUCAGUGUUACGACAUCACCGCCACAAGUGAUGGUUGACCCUGCCGCGGGGCACAAUGCCAGUCUGCCGCCAUAUAUGAUCACUGUGUCUUCAUCACAGGAUUCCCCUAACGGCACUCCUAUGCGAGAUAUUCUGGUUCCACCUGCGGAUAGCCUCAUGUUAAAUACUCCGUGGCUAUGGGCGCAUCUUUCCCAGUUUGGUGAUAUGGACGCUACGGCUGGCUUCGAGCCAGACCCUGCUGUUGGUGAGAGUUUUCCUACGUGGUGGAAUUUAGGAAAUUUUUAA
Aspergillus bombycis is the source of this 2103-nucleotide messenger RNA. Its product is annotated as Zn(II)2Cys6 transcription factor. Gene Ontology annotation, molecular function: zinc ion binding; DNA-binding transcription factor activity, RNA polymerase II-specific. The transcript is spliced from 5 exons. Gene Ontology annotation, biological process: regulation of DNA-templated transcription. Lineage: Eukaryota; Fungi; Ascomycota; Eurotiomycetes; Eurotiales; Aspergillaceae. Gene Ontology annotation, cellular component: nucleus. The record is from RefSeq and is a predicted model, not a curated record. Bases 1 to 2103 code for a protein of 700 amino acids.